AUUAUUUCACCUUACUCUUUUCCUUCUCUUCUCUCAUUGCUUGAAAUCUUCUUCCCUGCACCUCAUCUUCUGAUCCUCAUUUCCACAUUUAGCAUGCACACACUUUUGUAAAAAUUACAGAGACAUGGGCAACUGUUUUCCAACACCUUUCACUAGCUUCCCUGCUACCCCUAAGCUUCGCAAUGCAUCAGUUUAUAGUGCUGGAGAUCAGGAGAAUAGCAAUGCUAGUAGCUCCGGGGAUAACUAUCCACCCGGUAAAGGAGAGGGGAGAAUCGUGACUCCGAAUUUGAAGAUAUACACUUUCUCCGAGCUGAAGAACGCGACUAAAAAUUUUAAAGCGGCAACUAUGCUGGGUGAAGGUGGAUUCGGAAGUGUUUAUAAAGGCUGGGUCGACGAGAAAACCCUAGCUCCGUCCAGGGUUGGUUUCGGCAUCCCGGUUGCUGUCAAGAAAUCAAACCCAGAUGGGGAUCAAGGCCUCAAAGAGUGGCAGGCCGAAGUGAGAUUCUUAGGAAAGUUUAGCCAUCCCAAUCUCGUGAAACUUUUAGGAUAUUGCUGGGAAGAUAGAGAGCUUCUUCUUGUCUAUGAGUACAUGCAGAAAGGAAGCUUAGAAAGUCAUCUUUUCAGAAAUGGUGCAGAACCACUUCCAUGGAAAACACGGAUCAAAAUAGUGAUAGGAGCUGCUAGAGGUCUUUCUUUUCUUCAUGCAACGGAGAAACAAGUCAUUUAUCGAGAUCUCAAAACAGCCAACAUUUUACUAGACGGGGAGUUCAAUGCCAAGUUAUCAGAUUUUGGAUUGGCGAAAUUAGGGCCAAUAGAUGGCAAUUCUCAUGUUUCCACAGGUGUAGUGGGAACAUAUGGCUAUGCUGCUCCUGAAUACAUGGCUACAGGUCAUUUGUACGUGAGUAGUGACGUUUAUGGUUUUGGAGUUGUGUUGCUGGAAGUUUUAACCGGGAGGCGCGUCUUAGACGUGAAUCGUCCUAAAGACGAGCUUAAUUUGGUGCAAUGGGCUACACCACUUCUUUCCAAGAAAGGUACAUUGAGGAGGAUUAUGGAUCCGAAAUUGGAACACAGAUAUCCGAUCAAGGCCGCAUUUGAAGCAGCAACACUUAUACUCAAGUGUCUGGAAUCCGAACCCAGGAAUCGACCGUCGAUUGAUGAAGUUUUGAGCACUCUGGAACAAAUCAAUAAUGUAUAUAUGACUCCUGAAGAGCCUAAAGUGAACAAUGUCAAGAACCCCGGGGCACGUCGAGGCUUAAAUAAUCAUCGCUAUCGGAAUUAAUUUGAUUGAAGUGUUCAUCUGUCAAGUGGAGCUGGUAGAAGAUAGUGGUUUUGAGAGUAAUUGGCAGGGGAUUUGUUUUAGACUGUGGAUCUGUAAAAUACAAGGACCGUUUCUUGUUGUGUAGUAUUUUCAUUUCAAAUAAUGACAUGAGAUGAUAUUAGUAAAUUACAGGAUUGAAGAAUAGGUAAAACUUAAAAGGUCUUUGUAAGUCAGAAGUUUGGAUUUAGAAAUUUGAUUAUAUAAAUUUUUAAA
Molecule: messenger RNA, 1531 nt
Organism: Daucus carota subsp. sativus
Lineage: Eukaryota; Viridiplantae; Streptophyta; Magnoliopsida; Apiales; Apiaceae
Product: probable serine/threonine-protein kinase PIX13
Exons: 6
Coding region: 125-1279 (384 amino acids)
Biological process (GO): protein phosphorylation
Molecular function (GO): ATP binding; protein kinase activity
Source: RefSeq, a predicted model, not a curated record